Molecule: messenger RNA, 4050 nt
Organism: Ricinus communis (castor bean)
Lineage: Eukaryota; Viridiplantae; Streptophyta; Magnoliopsida; Malpighiales; Euphorbiaceae
Product: putative receptor-like protein kinase At3g47110
Exons: 2
Coding region: 783-3908 (1041 amino acids)
Biological process (GO): protein phosphorylation
Cellular component (GO): plasma membrane
Molecular function (GO): protein kinase activity; protein binding; ATP binding
Source: RefSeq, a predicted model, not a curated record
UUUGGACUGUAUGUGUAUGCCUUCCAUAUCCAACAUUACAGAACAACAAUUUAAUCUGAAGUCAAAAUACGCAACAGGCACUAGCUGAUCAAUUUGUACCAAAGCCAAAGGAAAUUCCAAAUCAUAUGAUGCAAUUCUUGAGGCAACAUGCAAGCUCCAAAUCAUAAUGAUGCAAUUCUUGAGCCUAUAACAAUAAUCAAUAUGCAGCAAGUGCCAACUGAUAGAUUUAUCCUAAAGCCACAGGCAAAUCAUAUGAUGCAAUCCUCGAGGCAAAACGUGAGCUCCCAGCCAUCAUCGUAGAACAACAAUUCAACUCCUAAAGUUGCGGCCAAAAUGCCUCAAACAACAAUCUCAUAUCUUGAUGAUAUCAGUUUCCACCCAGAAAAGUCCAAGGUAGCUCAGGUAUUAGCAAGUACUUCAAUUACAUACUUUGAAUAUGCAACUGUCCGGUUCCAGCUGUAAGAAGAUCAAAUAUCAAAAUCUUAAAUUGCAUUUACUAUUUCAGUCCAGCUGAUAGAUAUAUGUUACCUCCACUAAUGUGGAUGUAAUUUUCUCAACUGCAAUUAAUUCUUGUAUGAUUUUUUUAAAAAAAUCUUUUGUUCAUCAUAAUUGUUUAGCUCACCAUUUGCUUUAUUACAUUAAAACCAUGGGACCAUUCUUUGACCUUUUUCCAACAAACUUGCAUUUAUGUGUCAUUACUCUAUUCCACAAAGUUAUCAUCGAAUUCCUGAGACUCGAAAAUUCUGGCAGAAACUGUUUAGUAAUUCUGCAUUUGCAAGAAAAUGGCGGAUUCUUGUCUGAAAUCCAAGUGGGUUUUCUUUAAUCUUGUGUAUUGGAUUCUUGUUUUGUGCAUGAGCACUAGCUUGGAAUCUGCAAGAGCAGCUACACUUGGAAAUGAGACCGACAGACUUGCUUUACUCGACUUCAAGAAUCUCAUAACUCAAGAUCCUCUUCGAAUAAUGAGUUCUUGGAAUGAUUCUGUCCAUUUCUGCGAUUGGGUUGGUGUAUCUUGCACUAUAUCUAAUGACAGGGUAGCAAUCUUGGACCUGGAAUCAAGAAGAUUAGCUGGCUCUAUACCACAUUCUAUAGGUAACCUCACCUAUCUUACAGGCCUCAACUUGAAGAACAACAGCUUCUUCGGCCAACUUCCUCAAGAAAUGGGUCGUUUAUUGCAGUUGCAGCAUAUGAAUUUGACCUACAAUUUCUUUAGUGGGAAAAUUCCAACCAAUCUCACUUACUGUAAGGAACUUAGAGUAAUUGAAGCAUCUGGCAACAACUUAGUUGGGGAAGUUCCUGAACAGCUUAGCUCGUUGUCUAAGUUAGUUGUCUUUGCUUUUGGAGAGAACAAUCUUACAGGAACCAUCCCAACUUGGAUAGGGAACUUUUCUUCUCUCUUUGCUAUUUCACUCGCCGUGAAUAAUUUUCAUGGGAACAUACCUAACGAGUUUGGUAGACUGAAAAAUUUGGGCUUUUUUCAACUUUAUGGCAAUUAUCUUUCAGGUUUGUUCCCUUCUUCAAUUUAUAAUAUCUCUUCCAUAUACUUUUUUUCUGUUAGUCAAAACCAGCUUCAUGGCCGAAUACCGUCAGAUAUUGGCAUAACUCUUCCUAAACUGAGAAUCUUUGCUAUUGGUGCUAACAAUUUUACAGGGUCUAUUCCUGUAUCAUUCUCAAAUGCUUCUGAACUUCAGGUUCUUGAUUUUUCUCGAAAUGGUUUUACUGGGAAUUUUCCUGAGAAUUUACAAAGAUUGAAAGGCUUACUUAGACUUUAUUUUGAUUUAAACAAUUUGGGAAGUUGGGAAGUUGAUGGCUUGAAUUUUCUAAUUUCUUUGUCUAAUUGCACCAGUUUAGAGGUGUUGGGUCUGUCAAACAACCAUUUUGGAGGACAAUUGCCUAGCUCCAUUGGUAACCUUUCAACCCAGUUACAGAUUUUUACUUUAGGCCAAAAUCUGAUUCGUGGGAGCAUUCCUAUUGGGAUUAAGAACCUAGUUAGCUUAUCCCUUUUAGGAUUAGAAGGUAAUUUUCUUAGUGGAAAUGUUCCUGCUGUUCUGGGGAACCUGCAGAACCUCGAAGGUCUGCAUCUAAACUAUAACAGAUUCUCUGGAUCAAUCCCAUCGUCCUUAGGUAACUUGACUAGAUUAACUAGGCUUUUUAUGGAGGAAAACAGGUUUGAAGGCAGUAUACCUUCAACUCUAGGAAACUGUCAAAAUCUUCAAAAUCUAAACCUUUCGAGUAAUAAUCUUAAUGGAAGCAUACCCAAAGAGGUUAUUGGUCUUUCUUCCCUCUCAAUUUCUUUGGUCAUGUCUCACAAUUUCCUAACUGGUUCUAUACCGUCAGAAGUAGAUAACUUAGACAAUCUUAUGGAGUUGGAUUUGUCGGACAACAAAUUGUCUGGUGAAAUUCCUAGCUCCAUUGGCAGUUGUAUUAGUUUGGAAUUCCUGCAUUUAGAAGGAAAUGAAUUUGGAGGAAUAAUUCCUAAAUCUUUAGAAAAUCUAAGAGGUAUAAUGGAACUGGAUCUUUCGAGCAAUAACUUGUCAGGGAAAAUUCCUGAAUUUCUCAGCGAGUUAUUGUCUCUCAGGCAUCUGAAUCUUUCCUAUAAUAAUUUUGAUGGAGAGGUGUCAACAAAAGGUAUAUUUGCAAAUGCAAGUGCCAUUUCCAUAGUUGGAAAUGAUAAACUCUGCGGAGGUACGGUAGACUUACUUUUGCCUACAUGCUCGAACAAAAAGCAAGGGAAAACUUUCAAGAUAGUCAUCCCUGCAGCAAUUGCAGGUGUUUUUGUCAUUGUUGCAUCAUGUAUUGUUGCCAUUUUCUGCAUGGCAAGGAACUCGAGAAAGAAACAUUCUGCUGCACCUGAAGAAUGGCAAGUGGGUAUAUCUUACACGGAACUUGCAAAGUCAACUGAUGGUUUCUCUGCUGAAAAUUUGAUUGGUUUGGGGAGUUUUGGUUCGGUAUACAAAGGAGUACUGUCUGGUAAUGGAGAAAUCGUUGCGGUUAAGGUCUUGAAUCUUCAACAGCAAGGAGCUUCAAAGAGUUUUAUCGAUGAAUGCAAUGCAUUGAGAAGCAUACGCCAUCGGAAUCUCAUUCGAAUCAUCACCACCUGCUCAAGCAUUGAUCAUCAAGGCAAUGACUUCAAAGCUCUUGUGUUUGAGUUCAUGGCAAAUAGAAGUUUGGAUGACUGGUUGCAUCCUAAAGCAGAUGAGCAAGAUAGAACUAUGAGAUUGAGCUUUAUCAAGAGACUGAACAUAGCAAUUGAUAUUGCUUCUGCAUUGGAUUAUCUUCAUCACUAUUGUGAAACUCCAAUUGUUCAUUGCGAUCUAAAGCCAAGCAAUGUACUUCUCGAUAAAAAUAUGACAGCCCAUGUUGGUGAUUUUGGAUUGGCAAGGUUCCUCCUUGAAGCAUCAGAAACUCCCUUCAAAAGAACUGAAGCAAUGUCAGUUAGCUUAAAGGGUUCAAUUGGCUACAUUCCUCCAGAGUAUGGAUUGGGUGGCCAAGUCUCUAUUUUUGGAGAUGUUUACAGUUAUGGGAUACUAUUGCUGGAGAUGUUUACUGGAAUAAGGCCGACUGAUGACAUGUUCACAGAUGAUAUAAGCAUUCACAAGUUUGUUGCAAUGGCUUUGCCUGAACAUGUCAUGGGUGUUAUUGACUCAACAAUGCUUAUAGAGGAAGAAGAAGAAGAUGAAGAUGAUGAUAAUAAGACAUGUAGAGAUGACAUAGAAGAAAAAGACAAUGAUGCCCGUAUAUCGAAUACAAUUGAAAUAGAGAAAUGCCUGGUAUCAAUAAUAAGCAUUGGACUUUCCUGUUCUUCGAGAUCGCCUGGAAAGCGAAUGACUAUGGACUUGGUUGUCAACAAAUUGCUUGAUAACAGAGAUUCAUUUCUUAGAUCAAAGAACAAAAGUAGAAGAAGUGUGUAAUAGAUGUUAACCAAAGAUGGUGUCAAAGCUCCUCCAGGAGCUGGAGGGGCCCAUAUUUGACAACUGCAAUUAUCAGCACAAAACCUUAUAUAUUUUUUAAAAAGUCAACUGCAGUAUAAUUAUUAUAUUUUAUAAAUUAAAA